Pseudoliparis swirei is the source of this 5300-nucleotide messenger RNA. It is a transcript of the gene ppp2r5ca, whose product is annotated as protein phosphatase 2, regulatory subunit B', gamma a. Gene Ontology annotation, cellular component: cytosol; nucleus; protein phosphatase type 2A complex. Gene Ontology annotation, biological process: signal transduction; protein dephosphorylation. NCBI's taxonomy places the organism in Eukaryota, Metazoa, Chordata, Actinopteri, Perciformes, Liparidae. Gene Ontology annotation, molecular function: protein phosphatase activator activity. The coding region runs from base 1450 to 2841 and encodes 463 amino acids. The transcript is spliced from 13 exons. The record is from RefSeq and is a predicted model, not a curated record.
UCAUUUGGUUUAAAGUCCUGGAAAAAACCUGAAGAGUUGGUAGUCGGCAUAUUCCACGAUCCAGACCUCCACGAUCCAUCAGGCAGAUGGAGGUAGAGAGGAGGAGUGGGCGGAGUCUCAACAGUUUACAAGUAAGUUAUUACAACACCUGCUUAGAAAAAAAUGACCUGGGACACAUGUCUUUAAAACGUGCUGUUUUGAAAGAGGGCGUUUAAACCUCCAUUUUUCCAUCUCGGACAACUGUAACCUCUCCUUAACUCCUCAUUGGUAAACUAUUUAAUUAGUUGGUUAAUAAAUGUCCCACAUUGCUCAUCUUGGAACACAUCACCGUCCCUCAUCACAUCAUCGUGUAGUGACUGUGGAAAUGCUCUGGAACUGUUAUGACAUGAACGUGGUUUCACUUUGUGCGUCCUCUAUGAGUCACAUGAGAGGUAUGACAACUACUCAUUAUACAUAGUUGAAAGUGAAAUGCACUAUGAGAGAGAGAGAUUUAUACAUGCAUAUUUAAUCAGAUGUUUCAGUCAUAUGUUAACUGACGGGCGGUUCUAGAAUGCUUGGAGCUCCAGCAGUUUCCUGCGUUGUGUGCCUGUGCAUUUAUUUUUCUUUCCUCUCACUUUCAUUUCCUGUUUACAUCUAAUUGUGUUGAGCACUAGUGCGUCACUCAGAAUAACACAAUGCAGCACAUUCUGCCAUUGCCCUGAAUAUCGUGUGAGUCAUAAGAUCCUUUUACAAAGCCCAUUAUGUGAAGAUAAACUGGAUCCAAUCAUAUAUAAUAUGUCUUUAUGAUGACACACAUGCACAUGUUCUUUCAUCUUGUGUUUUGAAAAGUCACACAGAUUUCUACAGACUUUUUUGUUUGUUUUACUUGCUGGACAGCUCUGGAGUUUUAGUGAAUUAUAUAGUCCUAUCCUCAGCUCCUCGUGUGGUUUCUUCUUGUCUCGAUGUGAGGCCCCCUGGCCUUCUCCUCCACCUCCCUUUUGAUAAAGAAGCAAGCAGAGAUGACUGAAGGAAACAAUGAGAGACUUUGAAGAUUCAACCAGGGCCUCUCUAUCUAAGACAGUCCGAGUAAGUUAUUUCCAGCUGCUUAUCCUAAAUCAGAUUAUGUUGAAACCCCUGCUAAUGGUUCAACUGUGGAGAGGAUUUAAGUCAAUCUGAUCUCGGAUCUGUCGAUCGGCCAGAGACGAGUGAUUGGGGAGGAUCAGGCGCACCAAAAAGUCCAACGCAUGUCCCGCCCUCUGUCCAUCCUCUCAGCCAAUCACCUGGCCGCUCUCCGCCAUCGCUCUUGAGCGGCCUGACCUCAGCCAAUCAGCGGGCUCCUUCCCUGCGUACGUCACUAACUAGCCAGUUCCCUCCAGCAGCGGCGAGAGCUUCAUUUUCUGAUCUGCUUUUGUGCUAAAAUGGAGGCUGGCCUCUCGCCCUGAGCGGAUCGCCUUCCUGGUCGAGGUCUAGAUGUUGACAUGCAAUAACUCUGCCGACAGGAUGGUUGUGGAAGCACCGAAUUCCAACGGGCCGUUUCAGCCGGUGGCUCUGAUGCACUUCAGAGACGUGGCCCCGGCAGAGCAGGAGAAGCUCUUCAUCCAGAAGCUGCGGCAGUGCUGCGUUCUCUUCGACUUCCUGUCCGACCCGCUGAGCGACUUGAAAUGGAAGGAAGUCAAGCGGGCGGCGCUGAGCGAAAUGGUGGAGUACAUCACCCACAACAGGAACGUCAUCACGGAGCCCAUCUACCCGGAGGUGGUGCACAUGUUUGCGGUGAACAUGUUCAGAACGCUGCCUCCUUCGUCCAACCCCACUGGAGCCGAGUUCGAUCCGGAGGAAGACGAGCCGACGCUCGAGGCUGCGUGGCCUCACCUUCAGCUCGUCUAUGAAUUUUUCCUUAGGUUUUUAGAAUCGCCCGACUUUCAGCCCAAUGUCGCGAAGAAAUACAUCGACCAGAAAUUUGUUAUGCAGCUGCUCGACCUAUUUGACAGCGAGGAUCCCAGAGAGAGAGACUUCCUCAAAACAACCCUCCACAGGAUCUAUGGAAAGUUCCUGGGCCUGAGAGCGUACAUCAGAAAACAGAUCAAUAACAUUUUCUAUAGGUUUAUCUAUGAGACGGAGCACCAUAAUGGUAUCGCUGAACUACUGGAAAUACUUGGCAGUAUCAUCAAUGGAUUUGCCUUGCCGCUGAAGGAAGAGCACAAGAUCUUUCUGUUGAAGGUUUUAUUGCCUCUGCACAAAGUGAAAUCACUCAGUGUCUACCAUCCACAGCUGGCCUACUGCGUGGUGCAGUUCCUGGAGAAGGACAGCACCCUGACUGAGCCGGUGGUGAUGGCUUUACUCAAGUACUGGCCAAAGACUCACAGUCCCAAGGAGGUGAUGUUCCUCAACGAGCUGGAGGAGAUCCUGGACGUCAUCGAGCCCUCUGAGUUCGUGAAGGUGCAGGAGCCUCUCUUCAGGCAGUUGGCCAAGUGCGUGUCCAGCCCGCACUUCCAGGUGGCAGAGAGAGCUCUGUACUACUGGAACAACGAGUACAUCAUGAGUCUGAUCAGCGACAACGCGGCAAAGAUCCUGCCCAUCAUGUUCCCCGCGCUGUACCGCAACUCCAAGACCCACUGGAACAAGACGAUCCACGGCCUCAUCUACAACGCGCUGAAGCUCUUCAUGGAGAUGAACCAGAAGCUCUUUGACGACUGCACGCAGCAGUUCAGGGCCGAGAAAAACAAAGAGAAGGCAAAGUCAAAAGAACGGGAAGAGGCUUGGAUCAAGAUCGAGACCCUCGCCAAGUCAAAUCCACAGUCCUGUAGCAAUGGAGACGGAGGUCCCUUUGAUAGAAGAUGUUCAGAGGUUAAAAAAGACAGUUGAGGCGGCCGCGACUCAGGUAAACCUGACUUCCUGUUAUCUUUCUUCUUAUAAUCACUCUAUACUCGUCUCAGGUAGAGCCCUAGUGGUGCUCAAGCUCCUCCCCUUUUGCCCUGGAUGAGAAAAGUGCCCCUUUUUCUGGAGACGAAUGCUUUCUUCAUUAAUUAGUGUUUAAGAAUAAAACAAUACUGUGUCACCAAUUCCCCCUAAAUGUGUUUUGAUAUCCGACGGGGCUUUGAUCUGAGUUCUUGGGAUGAUUUCCCCGACAUGCUCCUCCACCUGUUCUCCUCGUCUCCGUCCGACAGUUGCAGCCGGACCGGCGGGCGGAGCGGCGGGCGGCGCGGCGCCGAUCUGAGUCUCUUCAGGAUAUCUACACCACGAACGCCUUGGAGUCCCACCGCAGAGCCGGAGACACGCCGCCCCCCCCGCGGCGGACUCUAGGCCCCGCCUCCGCCGCCGCUUUAGUUCCCCCGCCCCCUCCUCGACGGCCGCGGACGCCCUCUUCGCCCAGGCUCCAGAAUCACACUGGCAAAAAGUGUGGAUAAUCCACGCCUCCUCCCACCUCCAGUUUACCCAGAAGUGUCUGUCCUUCAUCCCCGAAGCCCCGCCUCCUCGUCCCUCAGAGUUCUGCUUUCUCAGGUUUCUUUUGUUUCUGCGGAGAGGCGCGUGGGGAGAGUGCAUCGUGUCUCUCAGCCCGCUCCACAUCGAUUGUGUUCCCCAAGUCCUCUUCCUCUUCGCUCGCUUCCUCCCCCGGAAACGCAGGAACCGAACGACUCGCCGGCUGAAGGAUCGCUUCGUGGUUUUCUUUUGUCGAAGCGGAACAAAACCAGAACCCGCCGCUCCGAUGAAAGACUUUCCCGUCGUCCGUUUUCUUUCUUUCUUUUAUUUUUGUCGCUCGAUCUCAACGGACGUCUCGUCAGUGCCAAGACUCUUUGUGUUCCGUAUGUUUUGAUCUGUGACUUCAACAGGGGACUCCUGCCUUUUUUUUUUUUUUUUUGGUCACUGGUGUUUGAAAGUUUUGUUGUUGUUGUUUUGUUUAGCACACCAGACCAAACUGAGACUCGUCCUUCGCCUCGCAAUGUCCAGGAAAAGCUGGCGAGGAAAGAGGAAGCUGUCCUGUGGACAUCAGACACUUUCCAUGUUAUUGUUUGUGCCAUAUGCAACUCUUUUAUACGCUUGCUCUCCUGAAGUUCAUUGGCAAUAUCUGACAGCCAGACAUGGCGGCGCGGUUCAAACAAUGGUACCUCCUGUGUGGCGAGGAGGUGGUGGAGGUGGAGGUGGAGGAGGAGGAGGUGCAGGAGGAGGAGGAGGCGGAGCGCGGCGGGCCCUCGGUCGCUGAUACCGGCUGCAUCCUGAAUAAAAAAAGAAGGAAGCGCAGCUGAGAGGUGUUCAUGGUGACUGGUGGGUUUUAUAUAUACUGUACAAAAAUAAAUAGGGAUGAUUAUCUUUGUAAAGGAAAUAUAUUGAGAGAUUAGUUUUGUUGAAUGUGAGUGGAGGAACACGUCGGUGCCGACCGGCCACCCACUGGAGGGUUUUAACUAAGUUAUGACCUUUUGACCUUUGGCUAAUCGGUUUAUUUUUAAAGAGCAGUGAGCACCGGCAGUGGCUGCUUCACAUAUUUUGAAUGUCCACUAAAUAAAAAUAGAAAUUAAUUUAUUAUCAAAUUUAAGCACUGGUAACCUCGGUCGCUAUUAACAUCGUGACAUUAUAUGAUUGACACCAAUUAUUGAUGAAAGCUACCAAAAAGAAGACUUCCUGACCAUCGUGGGGUUCUGCCUGUCCUAAUUGGAGCGGUGAUGUUCCUCAGGAAGCGUUGGAAAGGCUCUUCCAGUCGGUACCAUUGUUUAAACUACGGUCUGCUCGAGUUCUUCUUAUUUGGCGUGUUUCUCCGUCUCGUCCCUGCAGGCCGAGUUGUGUGGAUGUCGGGUGUUUUAGUUCUCGUUGAGGCGGACCGGCGUCACGACGCUGAUAAUAAACUGACAUUGUGACUUGGCUUGUUAACUGUAUUAAUACUGUAUUUGCUUGAAUGCAAAACGAUGUAAAUUAAAAACUACCAUGUUAAACAUGUACCUUUACCCUGGAGGAAUGCCAUUCACCAAACGGAUUUCUGUUGUCCAGUUCAUUGCAUUUAUGAAACGAUGUUUUAUAGAUUUUAUGAGUUUGAGUCGGGAGAUUGUUUAUUUGAGUGCUGGAAAAUAAAGUCGUCCGUGAUAACGAGAUGAUUUAGAAAUGAUUCGGGGCUUGUUCUCGUUCUGCAGGGCUUAGUAGAUCUUUUAAUUUCACAUUAUUUCCAAAAACAUGAUAACUUAAAGUGUCCUUUUGUAUGUGACCUGUACUAUAUGAUUCAUUUAAUAUUGUAUAUAUGAUUUACCUUGUUUCAUGUAGUUAUAUAUCUAGAUUAAUUUUGUACAAAUUGUCCCUCUGUACAGAAUAAAACAUCAAUAGCAAGUAAAAGAAGUCAA